UAAGUAGCUAGCUCACUAGCGUUUUGGUGCAUGUCGCGCUAUGAGUGACAGCAAUCCGCUGAUUAAAGGCAAGUUAGGGGCUUUUCAAGAACUGAGACGACAUGCUGGAAUCGCAGCAGCUCCAUUAUCAUGGGAGUAUAUCAAACAGUGCCGCUCAUACCGCACAGGACCCGUUUGAAUUCAGACCGCUCAAGGUGGAGCCCGACACCCUGUGCGUCUCCCAGGCGGAGGAGCUGGCCAUGCUGAGGGUGCGUGUCCAGCAGCUGGAGAGAGAGAUGGCCCGGCUCGCGGCGGAGAACCACCACCUCAAAGACCUGCUCGUCAAGGAGAUCCCCGGCCUGCUGUCGGCCAUGAGGCAGACUCUGGCCCCCGCCCAGCCCGACCUCCACUGCUCCCUCUCUUCUUCCUCCUCCUCCUCCUCUUCCUCGGGACCCCUGGCCUGCUCCAUGGCCAACGCUGACGGCAGGUACGGACUCAUGCCGUGGCCCGAACCCGGCCCGGAUCCCAUCCCCUCAAUCGCGGAACUGCUUCGGAACAGACACGAGGACAUGGAUGGGCUUGACGGGAUAGACGGGAACAUCGGGAACGGCGUGGACCUGGCAGGCAGCCUGGAGAGUGUUGCGGGUCGGGGCGGCGAGGUGAUGAAGUUCGAGCUGAGCGAUGAGCUGGAGGAGGAGCUGGGUCCGUUCCUCUGUGAGCUCGGACCACGGCGGCCCUCCGUGACCUCAUGUGGGGCGUCGCCAUGCCAACUGGCUGAGAUGAGGACAAGGGGCCGGCCGCCUGGAUGCAACCAGCUGGGAGACCACCGCCACAUGGAACAAGAUGAGGUCUCCCCAGGUUCCGGAGUGUUCUGUGAUGCCAGGGCACUACGGCGAGCCAAUCAGAGUGCGACACCAACAGCGAUGGUCCGGAACCUUCUGGUGGGCGUGUUCGACAAGCACACUCUCCUCAACAGCAACCUGCGUGGAGGCAGCAGUAAAACCUCUCCCUUUCACAAUCACCACGCCCCACUGGACCCCCGCAAGCUCAGCGCCAUCUACGACGCCACACUGGCGCGGUUUCCUUCGGUGAGGAGAGCCCAGAUUGGCAUCAGCAUCAACUCCAAGCUGUCCGAGAUCCGCUUCUACUCCCGACGCGCUUCAGCAGAGAGGAGGGAGAGAGUGAGGGAGAACGACAUGGAGGGAGAGAUGGAGGGAGGGAUGGAGGGAGGGAUGGAGGGAUUGACAUCAGCAUCAACUCCAAGCUGCUCCUAGCUAGGAGACUGGGAGUGUGACCAAAGGAGAGGGAAGAGAUCCAACUCUCCUGUAUUAAACAUGACCGGAAGAAGGAAGAAGAGCACAGCAGCAAAGAGGGGGAGUCACCAGCAUAAAACAUUACUGUAUCCCAAUGUGUGUGUCUGUGUGUGUAUGCCUGUGUGUGUGUGUGUGUGUGUUUGUGUGUGUGUGUGUGUGUG
Messenger RNA from Clupea harengus (Atlantic herring), 1453 nucleotides. RefSeq lists its product as uncharacterized. Gene Ontology annotation, molecular function: DNA binding. Lineage: Eukaryota; Metazoa; Chordata; Actinopteri; Clupeiformes; Clupeidae. The record is from RefSeq and is a predicted model, not a curated record.